AGGAUGGAUCAUCCAGUUGUACAUGUCUCUUGGAACAACGCAGUGGCUUACUGUACCUGGGCAGGGAAAAGGCUGCCCACAGAAGCUGAAUGGGAAUAUGCAUGCAGAGGGGGACUUGAGAACAGACUCUUUCCAUGGGGGAACAAGUUACAACCGAAGGGUGAGCACUACAUGAACGUCUGGCAGGGAGACUUCCCACACCACAACACAGCAGAUGAUGGUUUUUCCAAGACUGCUCCUGGCAACCAGAAUUGAACACAGUACUCCAGAAGAGGCCUCACCAACAUUCUGUACAACCUCAACUUGAUGUCUGAUACUCCAAAUUCAAAGGCUUCAGCAAUGAAGG
This is a messenger RNA of Rhincodon typus (whale shark), 346 nucleotides long. RefSeq names its product formylglycine-generating enzyme. The record is from RefSeq and is a predicted model, not a curated record. The coding region runs from base 4 to 255 and encodes 83 amino acids. The transcript has 3 exons. NCBI's taxonomy places the organism in Eukaryota, Metazoa, Chordata, Chondrichthyes, Orectolobiformes, Rhincodontidae. Gene Ontology annotation, cellular component: endoplasmic reticulum.